Messenger RNA from Perca flavescens (yellow perch), 1319 nucleotides. RefSeq lists its product as uncharacterized. NCBI's taxonomy places the organism in Eukaryota, Metazoa, Chordata, Actinopteri, Perciformes, Percidae. The record is from RefSeq and is a predicted model, not a curated record. The coding region runs from base 180 to 1319 and encodes 379 amino acids. The transcript is spliced from 7 exons.
UGUGUAGCCCAUUCCUACAGACCCCAACACGCCAGAACAUUAAACCAAAGGCCACUCUAAUAAGGAAUAAGAACACAGCAAACAGACAAUCAGCCCCUGAACAAAGGAUCCGCAAGGGCGAGGGCUACUCGCUCUCCCAUGUGGCUGAAAUCAAUCCUGUUGAAAGACCAUGUGCUUCGAUGCCCCUCUCUGUGAAAGCUGCUACGCCUAACGUUCGCCAACGUAAGCCUAAGAAGCAAUUUAUUGAGCCUGUGAAGCCAUACACGACCGGUCUCCCGCCCAAAAGUAGCACCCCUUCCUUUGUUCCGGUCUCGUCUUACCCGGCCACUGUAUCUUAUGAUAGUAACACAGCAGCUGAGCAACUAAAGGCGACGGAAGACUUAGUUACAUUGUAUUUGACGCCUGAGGACGAUUUCACACAGUCACCCCCGUGGAGCAGAUACGUAUGUCCACACAAGCCUAAGAAGAGAUCUAGGAAGAGAUCUAUUGAUCCUGUGAAGCCAUACACGGUCUGUUUCCCGCCCAAAAGAAGAAGCCAUUCCUUUGUUCCAGACACGCCUUACCCAGACACUGUAUCGGGUGUUCCUAACACCACUGCAGAGCAGCUAACGGCAAGCAAAGACUUGGAGUCCUUGCAUCGGUCGUCGUCUAGUACACCAACGCCCUACCAGCCACCAAGUGUCACCAUUGAGAGGGAACAAAAGACAUCUGAUGAGACAAUCCAUGCCAUAGAAGUAGGCGAAGUAUCCGAAGACACCGGACUAACAGCGACAGCCCCUACAUCACGCCAAACAAAUCGUGAAGCUACAGGCGAAGGGUCUGAAGACACAGAGCUAACAGCACCCGUCCCUACAUCACGUCAGACAAAUCGGGGAGCUACGGGAGAAGAGUCUGAAGACACUGGACUAACAGCAACACAGCUUACACCCCACCAACCGUGUCAGGCUGCUUUGCAGGAGGCCCCUGAAUAUAAUGUAGGUGAAUACCUCUUUAACUGUAUCUAUAGCACCGAGGAAGGCACCGAUUAUGUCAGCUGUAUACCACACACCUCUGUUAUAACUGUGGCAGAUAAAAAGUGUAACAGCGCUAAUACCGCCAUAACCACUCCUGUAAAUGUAUUAGAGGUUAACGUUCCAUUCCUUGAUAAGCAAGCAGUACCUAAUUAUAUUACUAACAAUCGGUUUGAACAAGGUGGGGCACUAGGAGGUCCUGAGCAGUUAACAUUACUUCAGAGUGCAGAGUUUUUUGAGUAUUGCGUUAACACAUCCCUCAACAACCUGCAGUCGCUGACCCUUAUAAACAAAUACAAUCAGAAUUAG